AUGGAGCCCCAAAUUUCCGUCGAAAACCCUAAAACCUCCGACGAUCCAGAGACCUCCGACUCCGCAUUGCAACUCGUCGACGCCGGAGCCCUAGGCGACUCGAUCCUCGACGUCUCGGGUCAAAGCCUCGACUUUCCGAUCGGCGAGAACUCCGGCGAAGACGUCGGCGAUCUUUACCUCUACAAAAAUGUGUACAAUCUGCUGCCGAAAUCCAUCGCCGGACUGAAAGGCCUGAAGACGCUGAAGUUCUUCAGCAACGAGAUCAAUCUGUUCUCGUCGCCGGAGGAGAUCGGCGACCUGGUGAGGCUACAAUGCCUGAGGAUCUCGUCGCCGGAGUUCGAAGGUUUGCCGCUCCACAAAUUCAAGGGGCUGAAGGAGCUGGAGCUCUCCAAGGUCACGUCCCGGUGCUCGGCGGUUCCGAUUCUGAGCCAGGUCGCCGGACUGAAGCUCCUGACGAAGCUAUCGGUGUGUUACUUCUCGAUAACUUUUCUGCCGCCGGAGAUUUGCUGCCUGAAGAGCUUGGAGUAUCUGGAUCUUUCGUUUAACAAGAUGAAGACUUUGCCUGGAGAAAUUGGGAAUCUGAGUGCUCUGGUUUCGUUGAGGGUUGCCAAUAACAAACUGGAGGCGUUGCCGGCGGAGCUGUCCAGGUUGGCCGGGCUGGAGAGCCUGGACUUGUCUCGUAAUAGGCUGACGUCGUUGGGAGAAGUCGAUUUCGAGUUGAUGAUUGGUCUGAAGAGUUUGGAUGUUAGUUACAAUAGGCUUUUGAGUGAGGAUGUGGUAGUGCCGGCGCGGUUAUGCUGCGAGUUGGAGGGGAAUGGAAAUGUUGUGUGUGGUGAUGCGUCUGGCAGUUCUUCUGUCGAGUUGGAAUGCUCGUCGAAUGCGAGUAGUAGUGUGAGUGGUAAAUCGAAGAGUAGGUUUUUCGCGAGCUGGAGGUCGGAUGGGAGGAAGUGUUAUGUUCGGUGGAGAGGUCCGGUGGGGGGAGGGAGGAAGAGUGAGGCUCUGGACUGUGCUUUGCGUGUGAAGGAUGAUGGAGAAGGCAAAUUAGGAAAUGUGGGUGUUACUGAUGCUGGCGCAUUCGAUGAGGAUGAGGAUGGAUGUUCAGUGUCUCGAGAAGCUGAUAAGUCUGCCGCGGCAGAUGAAGGUGAUAGAAAGGAUUGUGAGAUUGAAGUUAGUGAAGAGGGUGCUGGUGAGCAAGAUGAAGCAUCGUGUUCAGAAGUGUUGAAGGUGACUUCUGGAUCCAAGAGGAAGGAGCAUGUGGGGGUUCUCAAUAAGCCGAAUUGCAAGAAUCCAAAAUCUGGUGGAUUUAGCGUUGAGAAAGAUGAUAGUUUACCAGAUGAAGGUGAUAAAAAGGAUUGUGAGAAUGUGGUAUUGUCAGUCAGUCAAGAGGUUGUCAGUGAGAAAGAUGAAGAAGGAUCACCUUUGGAAAAAUCAGAAACAAAUUUGGGAUCCAAGAGGAAGAAUUCAAAUGGUGACGAGGAUGUUAAGCAGCUAGACUGCGAGAAUGUGGAUGGGGAUGUUAAGCAGGCAGGCUGCAAGAAUGGUGAUGCGGAUGUUAAGCAGCCUGAGUUUGAGAAUGCUGAUGGGGAUAAUAAGCUGCGAAAGAGAUUACGUCUUGAUCAAGUACAUAGUCAUGAUUGUUCUAACUUAUCUCAAAAAUUUAGUGAAACGUCUUUUUGCAGUAUUGAGGACAGUCUUCAAGAUGGCUUUUUUGAUGCCGGACGUGAUAGGCCCUUCAUGCCAUUAGAGAGCUAUGAUGAAAAUUUCUCUCUGGACUCACGUGAAGUUAUUUUCGUGGACAGCGAAAAGGAUGAUGAGUUGGAUGGAAUUUUCCAGUCUGCCAGAGAUGUGGUUCACCGUUGGAAUGAGAUAAAUGAUAAUGGCCCUAAUGAGCGACAGAUUGCAAUGUUUCUUGCUCUCUUUGUGUCAGAUCAUUUUGGAGGGAGUGAUAGGGUUGCUGGUGUUGAAAGGAGACGCAAAGGUGGUCCUGAUGCAAAUGUCAGGAAGCCGUUUGUAUGCACCUGCUCAACUAGAAACGGUGAACCUAGUAAUUUAUCCAAUAAACCAUACUUGGAGACGGUUGAAGGUAAUGGUUUUGGUGCUAUUUCAGAGAAUUCCCUCCGCUCUAUUAAAGCAAGACGUAAUUCUAUCCUAGUUCCUAUAGGAACUGUGCAGUAUGGUGUUUGUAGACAUAGAGCAUUGCUAUUGAAGUAUCUAUGUGAUCGGAUGGAGCCACGAGUACCUUGUGAGCUUGUUAGGGGUUACCUGGAUUUCAUGCCCCAUGCUUGGAAUAUUAUACCAGUCAAGAGAGCGGACUCAAAUGAGACUCGUUGGAUAGUGGAUGCUUGUCGUCCGCAUGACAUAAGAAAAGAAACAGAUCCUGAAUAUUAUUGUAGGUAUAUUCCUAUGAAUCGGAUCAAAGUUCCCCUUUCUGGAAGCGAUAUUGGUCAUGCUUUGCCCUCGUUUGAUGAAAUUGUGAAUAAAUCUGGCAAUUCUCUCAUUCAGUGCAAAUAUGGAUCAGUUGAGUUAGCAGCAAAAGUACGUACUUUGGUGAUUGAUGGGACUUCAGGAGAUGAUGUUAGAAAGUUUGAGUACAGCUGCUUAGGGGAGGUAAGAAUGUUAGGUGCUUUGCAACACCCCUGCAUAGUAGAGAUGUAUGGUCAUCAGAUAUCAUCCAAGUGGGCUCCUUUGGUGAAUGGCGCUCCCUGUUCCCGUACUCUCCAAUCAGCAAUAUUCAUGGAGUACAUGAAUGGGGGUUCCUUGAAGAGUUACAUAGAAAAGCUAUCAAAAGCCGGUGAGAAGCACGUCCCUGUGCAUUUAGCGUUGUGCAUUGCUAAAGAUGUUGCUUCUGCACUGCUGGAGCUGCAUUCAAAGAAUAUCAUUCAUCGAGACAUUAAAAGUGAGAACAUUUUGAUCAAUUUGGAUAGCAAGACAGCCGAUGGGACACCUGUUGUGAAGCUCUGUGAUUUUGACAGAGCAGUGCCUCUUCGGUCGUACUUGCAUUCCUGCCUUGUCGCUCAUGUAGGUGUACCUCCUCCUAAUGUUUGUGUUGGAACACCUCGAUGGAUGGCUCCAGAGGUUCUGAGGACAAUGCAUGAGCAAACUAUUUAUGGACUUGAAGUUGAUAUCUGGUCAUUUGGAUGCCUCCUUUCCGAAUUGCUGACUUUGCAACUUCCUUAUUCGGGAGUGGCGGAUUUGGAGAUACAUAACCUUAUUGUGACGGGACAGCGACCAAAGUUAACAGAUGAGUUGGAAGCAGUUCUGCUAUAUGUGGACAAGCCUCGCCCGGCUGCAGAGCUUGGGGAAACAGAGGCUGACUUAGACACACUAUCAUUCCUUGCUGACUUGUUCUGCAAAUGUACCGAGGAGAAUCCACAGCGUCGUCCAACAGCUGGUGACAUCUACAAAUUGUUGAUCGAACACAGCAUGCAGCUUUCAAACAGAAGUUAGCAUUACUUGGUUAAAGUUUAGGUACUUCCACUUCACAAUUUUGUGACCCUAAUGAGGAUUCAUUAUUUCAUUGUUAGUUUGUUACAAUAAUGUUAGUAUAAGUUAUGAACCAAAGGUUUGGGUUUGUCCAAGUUUCUGUGUUACUGUAUAAUUGCAUAUAUCCAUU
Argentina anserina (silverweed cinquefoil) is the source of this 3613-nucleotide messenger RNA. RefSeq lists its product as uncharacterized. Lineage: Eukaryota; Viridiplantae; Streptophyta; Magnoliopsida; Rosales; Rosaceae. Gene Ontology annotation, biological process: peptidyl-threonine phosphorylation; peptidyl-serine phosphorylation. The record is from RefSeq and is a predicted model, not a curated record. Bases 1 to 3447 code for a protein of 1148 amino acids. The transcript has a single exon. Gene Ontology annotation, molecular function: protein binding; protein serine/threonine kinase activity; ATP binding.